Messenger RNA from Anopheles arabiensis, 546 nucleotides. RefSeq lists its product as uncharacterized. Gene Ontology annotation, biological process: vacuolar proton-transporting V-type ATPase complex assembly. Gene Ontology annotation, cellular component: endoplasmic reticulum membrane. The transcript is spliced from 2 exons. Bases 114 to 527 code for a protein of 137 amino acids. NCBI's taxonomy places the organism in Eukaryota, Metazoa, Arthropoda, Insecta, Diptera, Culicidae. The record is from RefSeq and is a predicted model, not a curated record.
GUACGAAACGCCCGUCGAAUGCUUCGUGCCGUCCGCCCCCUGGCAACAAUUGUUUAAACAAGUCAAACAAGCUCACUGUUCACCGCACCGGCCCGAUCGAAAAUAGCUUUAGGAUGGGCCGGCGAAAGAAAAACGCCAAUGCGUCCGACGGUGGUAAUGGUCGCGCGGCGACGGAGACGGCUAACACGGUAGCGAAGGCGGCGGCGACAGUGGCCCCGGCCGCCACCAGCGAGCGGGAGGAGGAGGUGGACCCGUACACGAUACCGCUGCAUUCGCGCCAGGCCGCGUUCGCCAUCCUGUGGCUGCUCGUCUACAGCUUCGCCAUGUUCACGCUGCCGUUCGGUGCGUUCUACGGCACCCGGCACGUGCUGGCGGACCGGUUUCAGAUCGAGGGCUUCCCGAACACGUGCGGCUCGGUGCUGGCCGCGGUCGUGACGGUCAACGUCAUCAUCAUGCUGUACGCGUUCCGCGGCUUCCGCGAGGUGGAGGAGGAGGACCGGGAGCGGUCGAAGCAGAAGGCGAAAUAAGCUGACCCAUUCCAGCCGU